CUCAAUUUAGCACUGUUUACUCUGUGACGUAACCGCGUUGCCAAGCUGAACACUCAUUUGUGUUCUGAGCCAAUUUUUUUCAAGAGCAUCUAUAAUAGCACCUCAAAAAAAAACGUCCUUUCUGGUAUACAAAAUAUGCGAAACAUUUUCCUAAGCUUCAGCGACACCUGAAAAUGGUUUUACGGAAAAAAUCAUCCCGACCUACUCCAAAAACUGCUACAGAUUGUUUCCGCCUUUGUUUCAUUUUCAAGUAUACAAUACUUGAAAUUUAAGUGAACAACAUUCAAUAUUAAAAACAUUUGUUUCCCAAUUUGUAAACUCCCACGUGAUAGAUCUUCAUCUUUUUGUCAGUAUUCCUUCAGGAAAUUAUAAUUGUAUUUGCAACAUUUGUUGUUUGAUCUCUGUUUUUGUAAUUUAUUAAUGGUGUUGGCCCGGCCCUAAUUACUUUGAGGUGAAGCAAAUUAAAUUGCAUCAAAGAUUUCUUCCUAAUAUAUUAUCGUGUGUUCGCUGUUUAUAGACCAGGGAAGCAAUAUAUUAUUGGUGUUGUAUCGCUGGAUAAAUUAAUAAAAAACUGAUUUAUACUUUUUGUUAUAGCUGCUUCCAAAUCUGAAGAUCAUCUUCGCCCGCCUAUUCACACUAUUCCCCAGAGCUUAUUACUCCUAAUUUCUAAAUAAGAGAGGGAUAACAGAAUUAUCUCGACAGGGUUUUCCCAGAUAUCUCCACUUGAACUUCCAGUUUUGAUCUGAUUUUACUUGAAAAAUUUCCCUCAUUUGACCAGGAAAAUUAUUUUGACAUUGAAUUAAAAUACUUUGUGCUAAAAUUCGAGGCUUACUUUUUUCACACCGAAGGUUAUAAAAACAACUUUCCUGGAUAUUGUUUAAUAGCUACUCUUUUUCAUACUAUUUUUUUAUCUUCGAUAUUAUUACAAUACCGGUGAGGUCUUAUAUCUUUGUGAUGAUAGAUCUUACAAUGAUAGAUCAACCCAGAAAUCCUUUGCAGAAAUUAAUUUGAGAGAAACGAGCGUCUAAAAACAACGUUACUCGUUGAAGGUAUCGAUUCAAAACCUAAUCAGGCUUCAUUUUUCAACGGUUCAAGAAAAACUUUUCAACUACCGGAGCAAAUAGAACUAUCAAAACAAGAAUUAAAUAUAGAUUACAACCUCUUGUUUUUUAAAUCUACAAUACAAUAAAUUACUACAAAACAGCACAGCUGAAGUGAGGUCAAAGGUCAAUAAGAGAUGUCUCAAACGGAUGAGCAGAAUGAGACGAAUGAGCAGCAGGCGAAGCCCAAGUCUAAGAAGAAGGCGAAAAACACGAAGCUGGAGCCCCAAGUGACUUUUGACGAGAAUGGACAAGCGGUCUACCCGGCAGAUAUGAGCGAAACGGACAAAGUUGUGUAUCAGUCGAUGGAGAGCACCAAACGGAUGGUGGCACUCUGCGAAGAGAGCAAAGGCGCCGCCAUCAACACACUUGUCAACCUCGAUGAUCAAGGAGAGCAGUUGGACAACAUAGAGGAGGGGCUGGACACUCUUCACGCAGACAUGAAGGAGGCGGAGAGUGCGCUGACUGACCUGAACAAGUGCUGCGGCUUGUUCACACUUCCAUGGGACAAAGUGACCAGUCAUCAGGAGGAGCAGGACAAGCGGAUCUGGAGCAAGAAGAGUCAGGACGGGCCGGUGGUGGGGUCCCAGCCGGGCGGGGUGCCUCUCAGCUCCACGGGGGGCUGCAUGAUGAGUGGCAAAUAUAUCGGCAGAGUGGUGGAUGAUGAGCGGGAAGAUGUUAUGGAGGAAAACAUGGAGCAGGUGGCGGGCAUAGUGACCAAUCUGAAACACAUGGCACUGGACAUGGGUAGCGAGAUUGACAAUCAGAACCGACAGCUUGACAGAAUCAAAGACAAGGCCAACUCCAACCAGCAGCGAGUGUCCGAUGCCAACAAGCGCGCCACCAAAAUACUCGGAAAAUGACCCCUCCUCUCUCUCAUUCCCUUCCCACUCCCCCCAUCCCUAGGGACAACGGACACACCACAAGAGACAGAGAGGUCACGUGAUAAAGCGAAACAAUAAACUAUUUUUGGAACCAAUGCCAGUUAAAGUGUUCGAAAGCAGAGUUUUCAUGCUCAAUCAGAGCUAAAUUUGUCUGAGGUAAAAAAAAUGCACCAAAUUACCACAUAAAUUGCGCUUCUAUGAAGUUCAUUGCAAUAAAAUUGCAGUUGUUUAAAUUCAAAUCAAGACUUCUAGCAAAACGGUUUGAAGUUAAUGUUCUCUCUAAAUUUUUGAUGACGUGUUAAAAUUGUACAAAUAAUAAUAAGUUUGUUUGUAUUAUUUAAUAUUCAUUUAAAAAAAAAACAAUUGAAAUAUAAUGCGUUGAUUUUUUAAUAUGAUAAAUUGG
Molecule: messenger RNA, 2387 nt
Organism: Symsagittifera roscoffensis
Lineage: Eukaryota; Metazoa; Xenacoelomorpha; Acoela; Convolutidae
Product: synaptosomal-associated protein 25-like
Exons: 7
Coding region: 1238-1963 (241 amino acids)
Biological process (GO): synaptic vesicle priming; exocytosis; synaptic vesicle fusion to presynaptic active zone membrane
Cellular component (GO): SNARE complex; plasma membrane
Molecular function (GO): SNAP receptor activity; syntaxin binding
Source: RefSeq, a predicted model, not a curated record